UGGAGCGACGAGUCGGACUCGUGGUUCGACGAUGAGCAAGAAUUCGAUGCGGACGCCCAACGCGUACAGGGUUCGGUCGACGGGGACCACCGCCCUCUGUGGCCAUUCUACGAUCCAAACUGGCCUUCAAGUUUCGAGGAGAGGCUCUCGGACUGGAAGAGCCGGACUGACAGUGAUGGAAACUAUGUGAGCAAGUGGUUCGUGGUGAGUUCCUGUGGCGCAUAUGAUUCUUGCAUAGUCGAUUAAUUCAUAUCCUCCCAGCUGCACAGAACGAGGGUCUUCAUGGGCAGGUCCGGUAAUCCUAUGACCUACAUGGACGGCCCCCACAACGUUCGGCUGACGAUGCCUCAGCCGAUCCCGCCACCUGAGUCAUCCCAUACUUUACGGAAGGGGCUAUGGAGCUGUCAUGAAGUGAAUGGCCAAAUUGUUAUCACUGAGCAGAUGCCAGCACAGGAAGCGGAAACAUUCGGAUCGAGCGAUGCUGACCUCGGAAGAUUAUCAAGGGCUCCGCGAGCGACCGCGUCCAGUACCGAACGAGUGAGGCAGGCCCCUGUCGGACCGAGGCCACAUGACAUUAUCCUUUCCUACAGACCUCGCCAAAGGUGAUGCAGGGUAUCUGCGCUGACACCGGAACCACGCAGGACAUUUACUGCAUGGCUGCUGCGGCUCGUUUGAAGGAGGCACCAGUAUCUACGCAUGACACUGCGGCCGAUCCCAUGCUUUUCUAAGCCUCGAAUACUACUGCGGGACGUCGUUCGCGAGCAUUCGUCUCCGGGCUGUGUGAGACGGCCAGAGCAUGUCGAGAACGAUGGUACGUAGGGGUAUGCAUACGACGCCAUUGAUCUUUGUGUCUCCCGUUAUAGAAUCUCUUCGUUUCUGUGCGCGAUGGUCGCAUUAUGAAGUGAAUGGAUUGAAUGGAUCUGGCCAGAUCAGAGUCGACAGGGCCACUCGAAUGAUUCUGAUAGCCUAAACCGAGUCACCAGAAGUCGGAACGACGAAUCUGAGACACUCGACGGAGCAGCUGCCA
Molecule: messenger RNA, 1027 nt
Organism: Laetiporus sulphureus 93-53
Lineage: Eukaryota; Fungi; Basidiomycota; Agaricomycetes; Polyporales; Laetiporaceae
Exons: 3
Coding region: 283-606 (107 amino acids)
Source: RefSeq, a predicted model, not a curated record